AUGUUUGCUAUUAAGGUUGCCCGCCCAGCUGUGGUCAACACCACUUGGAGUGUCAUAGGCCAAAAUAGAAAUUUCGCUACAUUAAAAGAAAUUCAAUUAAGAUUAAAAUCUGUCAAUAGUAUUGCAAAAAUAACGAAAUCUAUGAAAAUGAUUGCAUCUACAAAAAUGACCAGAGCACAAAAGGCCAUGGAAAUUGCAAGAGUUUUUGGAUCUACUCAAACAUCUCUUUUUACUCAUGCUGAUACCAAACCUACCGAAGAAGGAAAUACUCUUGUAGUUACUGUUUCAUCAGAUCGUGGUCUUUGUGGUGGGAUUCAUAGUAGUGUUUCAAAGGCUUCUCGUAAAUUGAUUGAUGAAAAUUCUAGUUCUCAAUUGGUGGUUCUUGGUGAUAAAGCCAAAGCACAACUUGCACGAACAGUUCGUGAUAAUAUUAAACUUUCAUUCAAUCAAAUUGGUAAAGCUGUUCCUACGUAUGCUGAAGCAUGUGCUAUAGCUGACACCGUCUUAAAGGAGAAGGUAGAAUUUGAUCAGGCAGUUAUUGUUUAUAAUCAUUUCAGAUCAGUAAUUGCUUACGAAGCUGAAACAAUUCCAGCUUAUUCAGAAGCAACCUUUGUUAAAUCAGAUGAUGUUUUGGAAAACCUUCAAGAAUUUGCAUUUGCAAAUUCAAUUUAUUGGGGACUUGUUGAAGGACAUGCAGCUGAAAUGGCUGCAAAACGAACUGCUAUGGAGAAUGCUACUAAAAAUGCUGGUGAAAUGAUUGACAGAUUAACAUUAACAUAUAAUCGUGGUCGUCAAGCUGUAAUUACUAAUGAAUUAAUUGAUAUUAUUACUGGAGCUUCUGCACUUUAA
Messenger RNA from Entrophospora sp. SA101, 849 nucleotides. The record is from the annotation of a GenBank genome assembly. Lineage: Eukaryota; Fungi; Glomeromycota; Glomeromycetes; Entrophosporales; Entrophosporaceae.